Messenger RNA from Effrenium voratum, 1509 nucleotides. The record is from the annotation of a GenBank genome assembly. Lineage: Eukaryota; Dinophyceae; Suessiales; Symbiodiniaceae.
AUGUUGUCCCUGGCCUUGCGCCUGCCUGGGGGCCUCCAGUGCCGGGCGCUGGGCAAAGAGACCGGCUCCAAGAGCUUGCCCUCCGACGCUGCAAAGACCUUCGCCGCCGCCAUGGGCGGUGCGCUUGAGGAGCUGCCCGCGCUGCUGCGCAAGGGCGAAGGCGACGAGUGUGCCUGGCUGGACAACCCGGCGCCCAAGCGGCAGGAGAGCUUACGCCCGCGGCUGCCGUACUUCCUGGCGCAGCUGGUCACGGCUGGGGCGGAGGUGAGGCCCACGCAGCCCCACCUGGAGUUGGGCGCUGCCUGCCAGGUGAACGGCAUGCGGGAGGUGCGGAGCCGCUGCAGCUGCGGCUGGGCCAACUCCUUGUGGGACGCCGUGGCCUCCUCCAUCCAAGGGGACACGCGGAACGAGACGGGGCACUGCUGCACCGCGUGCUCCAAGUGCUCCGCGGUUUUGGAGCCCCUGCUGACCUUGCGGAAGCGCCUGCCGAGGGCCGUGAUCGACCGGAGCCACUCGGAGCUGAGCAUCUCCACCUCCGCCAUCGCGGGGGACGCCGCGCAGAUCCACCUGCUCAUCGUGAAGGAGUGCCUCAAGCGCAUCGCCUCCCGGAACCUGGAGACCUCCGAGAAUCUGCUGGAGGACGAUCCGGAGGUCUACUGGUGUCUUCAGGUCUUCUUUGGCUUGAAGGCCGAGGUCUUUUGGCGCUCCAGCGGGCCCUUGGUGAGUCUCUCGGUGACCAGCUUCAAGGACAUGUGCAGGAACUUCCUGGCGGAGGCCAAGGCCCAGGAGGGCGAGCCCAGUUUGCCAGGUGCUGUUGCCACAGAGGACAGCAAGGAAGAAGUCGCGGCGGCCGCUUUGCCUAAGGAGGCCGUGCAGAACGUGGAGACCUUCGAACAGCUCGCCAAGAAGGUCUCCUCCCGGCGCCACCACAGUGUCGAGCCGCCGGCCAGCUUCCCCACGGAAAGGGAGCCCUCGCCAGGCAUCCUGAAGCGUGGCUCCCGGCGCGCCUCCACCGCCCGCACCAUCACCUUGGGGGACAUCGAGGACGCGCCUGAGGAGGAGUCCAAGGAAGCUAGCCGGCCAAAGGAGCCGGAAGUGCCGGAGCUGUCCUUUGUGCAUGUGAACAUGGAGGCGCUGCUGGAGCCGUACCCUGAGCUCCCGGCGCCGCCGGUGCUGAAGCAGCGGCCCCGCGCCGAGCGGCGGCGCUCAGGGCCUGCUCGCCCACGGGCCUUCAAAGAGGAGCGUUCUGUGAGGCAAGUAGGGAGCCCUUCCAGCCCCUUCCGCGCCCCAGUGCGGGUGAAGAAGCCAGCAACCGUGGUGGCCAAACAUCGGCCCUUGGUGGUGCUCUUGCCGGGCGAGGGCUAUGCCAAGCGCUCCAAGGCAGUCGCCUUCGAUUCCCCGCGGAAAGGACGUGCAGGCUACUCCUCCAUGGAUGAGGAGAAUAGGCUGGUGCAGGAGAUUGCACAGCUCUCACGGAGGAUUGAGCAGCUGCGAGCGGGGAAUGGCUAA